Messenger RNA from Parastagonospora nodorum SN15, 5505 nucleotides. RefSeq lists its product as hypothetical. Gene Ontology annotation, molecular function: protein binding. The transcript is spliced from 2 exons. The record is from RefSeq and is a predicted model, not a curated record. Bases 1 to 5505 code for a protein of 1834 amino acids. NCBI's taxonomy places the organism in Eukaryota, Fungi, Ascomycota, Dothideomycetes, Pleosporales, Phaeosphaeriaceae.
AUGUCAUCUCAAGUUCAAAACUCAGCUCCUAUCGAGCUCCCGGCACUUCCAGCGGAUCACGUGGACUGGAUCUCGCAUGUCGUGAGCCACCAAGAUACACCGUUGCGUGAGCUGAUCGCUCCUUACAAAGAAUACGACUCGAAACUGCGCGAGAUCUUCGCGCAGCAGCCCGAGCAUGCCGCAAUCGCAACGCCUCAUGUGGUUCCUGUUUUCGCAGGCCGUGAAGAGGAACUCAAGAUCCGGGCCCGCAACAUCACCACCGAGUCGGAUGCUGAAUGCCAGUGCUAUCUCAUGCCUCUCAAUAAGAAUGACCGCAGAACCAACGGUGCGCCAGCAGUGGUGCAGUCGCUGAAGGAGUUCCAGACAAACUUCCAGCUAUUCUCCGAGUCUGCUCUAGUCGACAUGGACUGGUCCAACGUUGUGGUUGCAGGAAGUGCUGUUGUUACUUCUUUGUUACCUGUCCCGGAGAAACACGGCGGAUCUAAGCGUGCUCUUCGCGAGUAUUAUCACCAGCAACUUGCACCAGCCUCGGAUGUCGACCUCUUCCUCUAUGGUCUCACAGAAGAACAAGCCAUUGAGAAGAUCAAGCAGAUUGAGCAACGCAUCAAAGACUCCAUCCUGACAGAGACCACCACUAUCCGCACCAAGAAUGCCAUCACCAUUGCUUCACAGUACCCGACACGUCACGUCCAGAUCGUGCUACGUUUAUACCGUUCGAUUUCAGAGAUCCUUACUGGCUUCGACGUCGACUGCUCCUGUGCUGCAUAUGAUGGAUCCCAAGUCUAUGCCAGCCCUCGUGCACUGGCUGCCUACAUGACUCAGGUCAACACAAUUGACUUGACCCGCCGCUCCCCUUCAUACGAGAAUCGCUUGUCAAAGUACUCUAGAAGGGGAUUUGAGGUCUACUGGCCAUUGCUUGAUCGCUCGAGGAUCGAUCCCACAUUGUUCGAGCGUUCUUUCGGUCGCACUCUGGGCCUUGCUAGAUUGCUCGUCCUGGAGAAGUUGCCAAAGAACACAGAUCGCGAGGCAUAUGUCGACCAACGACGCGCCGAGCGCGGCCGACCCGAAAUUAAUCGAUGGUCUGCGCGCAGUCUGCAGGGUAACAUGAAAGAAGAACACGGCGAUGAAGUUGCAGAAUGGGUCGAGACUGACGAAGUCAGCGACUACCACACCUUCACCAUUCCGUACGGGCCCAAGUAUCAUGCGCGCAGGAUCGAGAGACUACUCUAUGCCAAAGAUCUGCUUCUCAACGCUGAGUGGAAUCGUCCAAAGGAGCGUGAGACUGCACUUCAUCGGCAUCCAGCCUUCUUUGGCAACGCCACCGAUGUCAUUGGUGAUUGCUGUGGAUACUGCCCUGAGGCAGUGACACUUGAAGACAAGGAGAUUGCAGAAGAAGAGAGCAAAAUCUACGUCUCCGGUGAAUUGUCUUUCAUCAAGGAUAACCCUGGACGACAAACCAUCGGCUCGUUCCAUCCUAUUACCGACGAUGACUGGACAGAGAUGGCAUAUGUUGGAAAUACAGCAAGACUGUGCCAGGCCAUUGUCGAUGGUGACGUGGAACACGUCCAAGACUGGCUGAGCCAGGAAGGCGCAAACCCCAACAGGCGUGACUAUACUGGACGUACGCCACUUCACCUCGCUGUCAUGACAUCUACGCCAGAGGUAGUGCAGACCCUGAUCAAUGGAGGUGCUCGACUUGUAGCAAGAUUAGUCGACGGCAAGACGGCCUUACAUCUCGCCGCCAUGCGUGGCGAAGUCGAGAUGGUCAAGUCGAUCCUCAUCAAGAGCGAAGCCAAUGAAGAGCUGGAAGCGGAGAAAGCAGCGCUCAAGCGCGGAACCUCGAAGUCAGACAAGAGUGACGCUGAGACAAUGGCAGAUGCUGAGUCACCUGCCAAAGAAAACGAUGCCGCGCAAGAGUUCCAAGAAGACGAUGAUGAAGAUGGCGAAGACAGCGAUGUGGACAUGAUGGACAACGAGUCUGAGAAUGCGGAUGCCACGACCGAAGGAUCGAUGAUCAAAAUCGAUCGCAAAACUCUGGCCGACGACCACGAUGAUAUGCCAGACAAUACCGAUGACAACGAGCCUGAUGUCUACGAUGUUGAUGUUCUCGCAUGGGAUGUUCCAGUAUCCGCGCUGCACCUCGCUAUUGCAAAUGGCCAUGUUGAUGUUGUCAAAGCUCUCGUGCAGGAAUUUGGCGCCGAUGUGCUUCUUCCGAUAAAGCUUGUCAAUACUCACAAUAAGUCGGCAAGGGCAGCGAUUCUUCCCAUCGUCCUUGCGGUCCAGCUUCCGAUAGAACAGGCCAAGAGAAUGACAGAACUUCUUAUCAGCCUCGGUGCGUCCCCUGCUCAGGCCGACAUUGAUCAUGUUACUGCUCUGCAUUACUUCACUGCGCAAGGAGCGGACUUGAUGAAUACCAUGAUCUCGGCCAACCGCCCUGCUGCACAGCGAGCUGUGAAUCAUCUGUCGAUUCCUGGACAAUCACACAGCUCGUGGACGAAAGGUGCACUCCAAACAGCCAUUGAAAACCGCGAUAAUGAAGCGGUUGAGGCUCUUUUGGAACUAGGAGCAAAGGCUCACGUCGAUUUUGGCACCUACAUGGCUUCCUAUAAGAUGACGCGGGAUGCCCGAGGAUCUUCAGAGGAGAACGAGAGGGAAUUCCGACGCUCAUUCACGCAACCAGUAUUGACCGCAGUUGACACCGAGAUGACUUCUCUUGUAUUGACGCUCCUCGACGCAGGUGCUGACGUGAAUACUCUGACAACAAAUGCCUGGGAUGCAGUGCAGGGUCAGAGCUACUUCCAGCGUGAAAACAUACACACUCUUUUGGAUGUGGUCCGACACAAAAUGAAAAACAUGAAACAGCUUUUGGAUACCGGGAAAGACCCGAUUGAAGAUCGAUAUGCUAGCUACAAUCAAUUUCCGCCGGUACCCCUCAAGGAUGAUGCAGAAUACUUUGACGGCUACAGUCCCGAAUCAUACGCUCAUCUCUGCCUAGCGAUGCAGCUUGAGGAUGCUAAGAAAAGAUAUGAGCGUGACUUGGAGCACUACAAUUCAUGGUUGGAGUCGAAGAAGAAGCCAAAGGGCACUGCAGAAAAGAAAGCAGCUGUACAGGCGCUGUUCUCCGAAUUUGAGGCUUUGGAAAGUCAGCUUCUUCAGAGAGGCGCGAAGACCUUCAAGGACCUCUACCCGGACGUCGAAAUCAAAGAAAGUCGUUCUCAUGAUUACUACAACAGCAAUUACCAGCCUGAUCCGCCUAAAGCAUGGGCCCCUCUGCUCUCCUUCUGGGUCUCAGACAUGACUGAUGAAAGGAGAGAUGCCUACAUCAAAUUGUUCCAAGCAUGCUGGGAUGCGGACUUAUCUACCAUCAAGGAGCUGACCCUGGCAGUAUGGGGAGACAACCAGAGUCCCCUAGAAAUUGCUGUUCAGGACUAUCAGAACCACUCGCCGUUUUCCAUCGCCGUACUUCGCAAGCAUUUUGAUGUCGCUCGAGCUAUUCUGGAGAUUGCGCACGCGCAAUAUGCACCCGAAGAGACGAAUGGGCAUGUCAAACACAGUAUGCAGCCUAUCGAUGAGGACAACGAUGAUUCUGAGGUCGACGAUGAUGACGUCCAAAUCUACUCCGAGAUCGUGGACAACCGGUUCACGAUAGAGAACAUUGGAGAAGUUCAGAGCCAGGUAAAGAGCAAUGUCAAACCGCUAAGGCUUGUGUCAUGGAACUGCCCAGUGUGGAGGUUCUUGGAAGGGGGCGAUUCAUCACCACCAUCAACACCACAGCGUCAUGCUUUGAGCGACUAUCAGGACCAAAUUCAUCGCUACUUCUCACAGGGAACGGUCAGCAGUGGUCGUUCUCCUAGCCCGGUGCUCAAGUAUGCAAGAAACGGUCAUAAGCUUGCCAACGAGCAUCUACCAGAUGUGCUUAAACCGGAAAAUCUCUUUCAACUUGCCAUCCUGGUGAAAGACUCGGAACUGCUUCACUUCCUGAUUGCAAUGGGAGAAGACUGCACCAUUCGCAAAGCCGGAGCUGCCGAAGACACAGCCGCUAAAUUCUUCCAUUUCGACGAUGCGGACUUUUUGUACGCCAUUCGUCUUGGCCGUGUAGAGUUGUUGAAAGAGAUCAUCAAGCGAACUGGAUCGGGCAUACCUUUGGACGAUCUGGUGAAGAGGAGUGGUGUUACUAUUCAAGAGAAGCCAAGGUUCUACCAGGGUCUUUCUGUACAUGGCCGAAAGCGAGCAGACUGGGCUAACGCUGGGCGAGAUGUACAAAGCCAACCAGUCGGUGCUAAACACCCGCCUCUGCUCCAGGCUGCACGAUUGGGCAGCUUGGAAAGCGUCGAGUGGCUCUCUAGCGACAGUGUGCUACGUUGCUACUCGGAGUUCAUCGAUAACCAUCGAGACGACAUCCGCAUUCAGAAUCUGGCGAAGACAAAGGGUGGAUCAGAAGCUGUGAUCAGUAAAUGGCUCAAUCUGCGCUCGCAUCUGUUAAUUCAUUGCGUCGUCCUAGGCAAGACGGACGAUGAAUCACUGCAACUACUCAGGCAUCUCUGCAAAUCCCACCCUGAAAAACUUGAGCAUCGCUCUGCCAGUGGUAUGACGCCUCUGCAUCUUGCGUUCCGGCUACACCGCGUCGAUAUGGUCAAGGUUCUUGUAGAAGCCGGCGCCCAGCAAACCUGCCGCAACCGCGCUGGAGACAACAUCCUCCACUCUAUACUAGCACACUGCAACGACCCAAACGAAGAAAGGCUCGCACGUACCCGCAAACUUCUCGACCUAGUAGACCCGCUCCUUCUACCAAGCCUCUUCGAAGAACGCACCAACGAUGCUCCCGGCGCCGCAACUCCCCUCGCCCGCUGGCUCCACACCGCCAACACCGGCUCCAGUAACUAUCAAAGCCAAGGUAAUCAACGCAUCCUCUCCAUGAUGCUCGAACUCAGCAAGGGCAACGAUCUCAGCAUCAUCAGCGGCGAAGGUGACACGCCGCUGCACGUCGCCACGCGCCACAACGCCGAAGCCCAUCUGCGCAUGAUGCUCAACUGCCGCCCCGAAUUGCUAUUCCGUGAAAACGCAACGGGCCGCACGCCGUAUGAAAUGGCCGAAGAUGCGUUCUUGAACAAGCGGGUGUUCAACGACCCGCCGGCGCUGACGGCUAAUCAUGAUCCCAAUGGCAUGCGUAGGCGGCGGCCGCGUGGGCGUACGCCUUUCGUGGGCGUGAUGAAGCGCCGGGCUUGCGAGUUUGUUGACGAGUCGGAGGUGGUUGACGCGAGUGAGAAGGUGUGGGAGCUGUGUAAGGAGGUCAAGGGGAGGGUGAAGGGGGUUAAAAGAGGGCUUGUUAGUCUUGUGGAGGCGAAUGAGGUAGCGAAGAGGUUGGCGGCGAAGAGGGGGAGCAGGGGUGUGGAUGUGGAGGAGGAGGAGGAGAAGGAUGAGGAUGAAGAUGAGGAGAAGGAUGAGGAUGUUAAGGGGGAUGAGGUAGAUGUGUGGUUUUGGAUGGGAUAUAACCUUGAGCCGUAG